This is a messenger RNA of Perkinsus marinus ATCC 50983, 387 nucleotides long. RefSeq lists its product as hypothetical. Gene Ontology annotation, biological process: mitochondrial fission. Bases 1 to 387 code for a protein of 128 amino acids. The record is from RefSeq and is a predicted model, not a curated record. NCBI's taxonomy places the organism in Eukaryota, Perkinsozoa, Perkinsida, Perkinsidae. The transcript has 2 exons. Gene Ontology annotation, cellular component: mitochondrion.
AUGUUCUUCCAUCUGGGGACCAAGCAUGAUGGAUCGCGCAUUGAUAUUUACCGAGACACUCCAGUACGGCUACUGGGAUAUGCCAACGAGCUGGGAGAGUCCUUCAAGUACCUUAUCACAAGGCCUGUGUAUCUCAGCACAUACGGCAUCGCCGUAGCAUAUGUGCUUGCCGACACCUUGGACAAGACCAAGCGAACUGAGCGGAAGGCGCAGCAGUGGAGGGUCGCCGUCGACACAUUGGGGUGGCAGAUGCUGGCUAGUGUUGCCGUUCCUGGUAUGGUCAUCAACAGGGUGGUGUGGGCCACGAGGAAAGUCAUGCAGGAGAAGAAACUGACCAGUACCCUUUCCCGGCCUGGACUGACAACUUAUGCGGGUGUGUUUAGAUAA